Molecule: messenger RNA, 705 nt
Organism: Dermacentor andersoni
Lineage: Eukaryota; Metazoa; Arthropoda; Arachnida; Ixodida; Ixodidae
Source: RefSeq, a predicted model, not a curated record
UUUAACGAGAAAGCGUUGCAGGCUGUGCUAAAAAACUUUGUUCCUAUUAAGAAAAGUGCAGUGAGGAUAAAAACAAAGUUUGUUGACUUUUGUAAAAAACUGGAAUUGAUGCCGCUUGCAAAAAGCAUUGAGAAAAGUAGAGGCAAGUGCCUAUCGGUAUUUUUUAAGGCUAAAACCCACAAGCCAGAUUCACCAUUCAGGACCAUUAUUAGUGAAUCUGGUUGUUGGCAGAAGAAUGUGAGCCAAUUCCUGCAAAAGAACUUAAAGUUGCUAACAGUGAACGACCCUUUCCGAACAAAGAAUUCGAAUGACGUGGUGCAGUUCUUGCGUGGGAAUAAGGAUGUAGGUUAUGGUUUUUCUGUUGAUGUUGAAGAUUUAUUUUAUUCAGUUCCACAGCGUCAACUCCUGUCUUCGGUACAUGAAUGUAUUGAGUAUAGUGGUACGAUCUCGUUCCAGAAUCAUGCCGGACUUUCAGUGGGAAAUUUUUUAAGUCUUUUAGAAUAUUACCUUAGAGCUACUUUUAUUGUUUUUAAUGACCAACCGUAUUUACAACGGAAUGGUAUUUGUAUUGGAUCAUGUGUUGCUCCCGUCCUUGUGGAUAUUUUUUUGUCUUGUGUGGAUCAUUCUUUAGACCAUGCUUUUAUUGAGCGGAAAGUUUUAAAAGUUUUUAGAUAUGUCAAUGAUUUUUUGUGGUUGAAGCUCUGA